Molecule: messenger RNA, 333 nt
Organism: Guyanagaster necrorhizus
Lineage: Eukaryota; Fungi; Basidiomycota; Agaricomycetes; Agaricales; Physalacriaceae
Exons: 4
Coding region: 1-333 (110 amino acids)
Source: RefSeq, a predicted model, not a curated record
AUGACUUGGUUCAAUCUGGACUAUGCAAAGUACAGUUUUAACAUGUGGCUCAGAGGGCUUGCUCACAAUGCAUUUAAUUCAUCUAAACUUGAGCUGUACAUUGGGUGUUUAGGGAUUAAUGACUAUCUUGUUGAUUUGCAGCUGCUUCAAAUGUUAAAAUUGAUAACAAUAUAUGAGUCUGAGAUCAUAUGGUGUGACAUUGGUGGGCCCAACAAAGUGCUAGAAUUUGCCUCAGAGUUCUAUAACAAUGCACCAGCUAAUGACUGUCUUGACUGGUUAGUGCUAAUCACAUGUCUGACAGAAUGCAGAGCUGUACCAGAUUUUGAGACAUAA